AUGCAGUCCUUUACUACCAUCACUAUCAUCGCUGCCCUUGGCUUCGCUGGUAUCAGCUUUGCCGCCGAUGGCUACCUCAAAACUUGCACUGACUUCGAAGUGGACGGUCUCGACGGCCAGCCUGGCCGUGAGGUCUUGCUCAAGGGGAAGUGCAGGAACUUCGAUGGCGAACAGAUGAAUACCACUCUGGAUCUGAACAAGUGCUUCGGCUGGUAUGGUAACGAUCCUGACGGUGAUGCCUGUGGCUUCACCUUCCCCCCUGAAAGGAACUUCUCUGGAUCUACUGUUCAUUGCCAGAACCCUUGGCCAAGAAUGGAAGACUUUGGCAAGAGAUUCUGCUGUACGGGCUCUUGCGUAGGCAAGGACGAAAACGGUCAUAUGAAGCAUGUUUCUAUCAUCAAUCUGGACUCUUACAUCGGGAAUAGCAACGGCAGUCUUUACUGUUGA
Messenger RNA from Diaporthe amygdali, 447 nucleotides. RefSeq names its product glutamine-serine-proline rich. The transcript has 4 exons. The record is from RefSeq and is a predicted model, not a curated record. Bases 1 to 447 code for a protein of 148 amino acids. Lineage: Eukaryota; Fungi; Ascomycota; Sordariomycetes; Diaporthales; Diaporthaceae.